Suillus subalutaceus is the source of this 1449-nucleotide messenger RNA. RefSeq names its product Endonuclease/exonuclease/phosphatase. The coding region runs from base 88 to 1266 and encodes 392 amino acids. Gene Ontology annotation, cellular component: cytoplasm; PML body. The transcript has 5 exons. Gene Ontology annotation, molecular function: single-stranded DNA binding; 5'-tyrosyl-DNA phosphodiesterase activity. Gene Ontology annotation, biological process: double-strand break repair. Lineage: Eukaryota; Fungi; Basidiomycota; Agaricomycetes; Boletales; Suillaceae. The record is from RefSeq and is a predicted model, not a curated record.
CGCUUAUUCGUAUUAUAUGUGAUUGGCUGUGCCGCACACUGACAGUCUAUAGACUCAUCUGUACAUGCCAGGCGUCAAAGGAGGGCCAUGGCUGACGCUCAUCGAGAAAUUCAACCAGCGCAUUAUAUCGCUGAAUCGAAACAAUGGCUUCCAGGUCCAAGUCAAGAUAGAGCAGAACACAUGCCCAGUUUCAUCCGUGUUGUAUCAUGGAAUAUUGAUUGCAUGAGGCCAGAGCCAGACCUUCGCCUAGACGCUGCUCUCUCCUAUAUCCAGCACCAGGUCUUCAAGUGCAGGACAAAUCGUAGGCGGCCUGAACCAUGCUCUAUCCUCCUCCAAGGCGUCCUGGCUACAGCAUUCGAUACCAUUCUCAACAACAAGUGGGUCCAGAAUUUCUUCGUCGUCAUUCCUUCAACCACAGACGCCUGGCCUAAGCUCGCAAAGUAUGGCACAGUCACCCUCCUCUCUCGUUCCAUUCGCAUCAUGAAGUCAACUUCUAUCCAUUUCGGCUGCUCUGAGUCGCAGCAUCAUGCUAUUUUCGUGGACGUCAAGCUAAGCGGUCUCCUCGAUACAGCCCAAGCUCUCCCACCAUCCGAGUCUGUCGUCACCUUGCGAAUUGCUAACACCCACCUUGACCCAUUACCCGACGGCACCCCAAUCAGGGAGAAACAACUCAAACUUGUCGCUGGUGCUUUAAUGCAGGAUGGGCUGUUUGGAGGAAUCGUUGGAGGUGACUUUAACGCUGUUUCACCCGACGACUCCGCACUGGUUGAAUCUGUUGGCUUGUGGGAUGCAUGGAGCGGCGACGAUGAAGGAGGCUUCACUUGGGGGUAUCAACCUCGUUCUCCGCUUACACCAGGAAGACUAGACAAGUUGGUCUAUACGCCUCGUCCAGGUUUAUUUAUAGAUACCCCAAAGAAGAUAGCUCUUGGGAAGAAAUACGGGAAGCUGAUGCGGAGGAGGUGGAUCAGUGACCAUUAUGCUCUACUGACCAAGGUUCAAUGCGUAUAUUUUGCAUCCGACGCUUCAGAUCAUGAUCCAUCAGACCACGGGCACAUCCAACAAGGACUGAGAGAGCAAAGGAAUAUCGAAACAUGCUCGCUUGAUCACCCACUCGUGUCUCAUUCACCACCCCGUAGCAAACACAUUAUUCCACUCCAUCCCGGUACCAAUUCUCGGUCCAGACGGAAGGCCUGGAAACGCUUGCUGCGCAUGAAGUCGUCAAGCCCGAGUGUAGAACAGCAUUCUGACGAGACUAGGACCCUCUGAAAGGAAAGGCCAGAUACCCACUUCUAAGUACAUAUUAACCCGCACAUACUCGCGCACAUCACGCAUAUACAUUACUUUCUAGCUGGACCUCACACAACCAACAAUUUAUCAUGAUUUACUGUAGAAUAUUUUGUAUGCUAUCACGCCGCGGCUGUCUUGAAUUUAUCUUAUCAUGUUUUUUGG